AUGCUUCAAGAUCGACAAUGGACAGGUUCUUUGGUUAAAUUUUCUGGUUUUGUGGAUAGAAUAGUUAAGGAAUUCUAUGCCAAUCUUACUAAUGAAAUUAUUGAACCUUCAUCUCCUCUGUAUAAUAAAGUGUUUGUUAGGGGCCAUUGGUUCUCUUUUUCUCCUCAAGACAUUGCUCUUGCUUUGCAUCUUCCCCUUGCUGUCGAGGAUGAUGUUGAUGGUGCCUCUCUUGACAAGGACAUGGUUAUCACUGAAUUGGUAGGUCAAAAAAUGGUAUGGCCAUCUAAUACAGUCAUCUCGGUCUCCAAUCUCACCUACACUUAUGUUGUUCUCCAUAAGUUUGCCACAACAAAUUGGAAGCUCACUUCUCACACCGCCACUAUCUCUUUCGAUAUGGCAUCAUUUUUGUACAAGGUGGGGACCGGUCUUGGUAUAAAUUUGGCUUCGGUUAUUCAUGAUCAAAUCAUUGGGUUUCGCAAAGGUAACAGGAAAAACUUGAAUCUUCCUUUUCCUCAAGUUAUUUAUAAAGUGUUGAGUAUGCAGAAAAAAGAUCUCCAACGUGAUCAAGAAGACUUGGUGGCACCCAUUACUGCUGCUUCCUACAAGGCCUCUGCCCCUCCUACUGAAGCCACUGCUGCUCCGUCCUCCAAGAAAGUCAAGCCCCAAUCUCUGAAGAUUGCCUCGGAUGACAUUCCUCAUGCCUCCUCCUCUGUUGCCACAGAUUCAGGACUUGUUGCAACAGAAAUAGCUGCUGUUCGAGCCUCUGUUGAUUCUUUGACUGCUCGAGUGAUGUCAAUUGAAGGACUGCAACAUUCUAUGUUGGAGGUUGUUCAAUCUCAGUCCAAAGAUCCAAUUGUUUAG
Messenger RNA from Humulus lupulus (European hop), 861 nucleotides. RefSeq lists its product as uncharacterized. The transcript has a single exon. Lineage: Eukaryota; Viridiplantae; Streptophyta; Magnoliopsida; Rosales; Cannabaceae. Bases 1 to 861 code for a protein of 286 amino acids. The record is from RefSeq and is a predicted model, not a curated record.